AAGUUUCUUUGAAAAGACUUUGAUGAUGUCCAUUCCGGAUUUUAUAUAUUACCCAUAAUUCGCGCUCAAACAUUUAAACAAAACAAAAUUGCGGGCAUUUCACUUUUCGCUGUCGCCUUCAACGUUUACCUUGAUAAGCUCCCUAAAUCAACAUGUCUACCACAAAUGGCUACGAAGGUUGGUGCUUACAGGAUGACAUCAGUCAGAAUGACCCACAAAUGUAUGAAUUUAUAAGACAGGAGAAACUUCGCCAGAAACAGGGACUUGAGAUGAUUGCAUCUGAGAACUUCACCAGUAAAGCAGUUCUGCAAGCUCUGGGGUCAUGCUUAACUAAUAAAUACUCUGAAGGUUAUCCAGGACAAAGGUACUAUGGUGGUAAUGAAAUCAUUGACCAAGUAGAGAGUUUGUGUCAGAAGCGAGCUUUGGAAGUUUUCAAACUGAACCCUGAGGAAUGGGGUGUCAAUGUCCAGCCCUUGUCAGGUUGUCCUGCCAACUUUGCUGUGUACACUGGUGUUGUUGGACCCCAUGGUCGAAUCAUGGGACUUCAUUUACCUGAUGGAGGACAUCUAAGUCAUGGUUUCAUGACCAACAAGAGAAAAGUCUCUGCUACAUCGGUGUUCUUUGAGUCCUUCCCUUACAAAGUGAACCCUGUGUCUGGACUCAUUGAUUAUGAUGCACUUGAAACUAAUGCACAUCUCUUCAAUCCAUCGCUUAUUGUUGCAGGUGUAAGCUGUUACUCCCGACAUCUUGAUUAUGCCAGGUUUCGGAAGAUCAGCAAUUCUGUUGACUGUCUCCUGAUGGCAGAUAUGGCACACAUCAGUGGCUUGGUGGCUGCUGGUGUGGUCCCUAGUCCUUUUGAACAUUGUGAUAUUGUUACCACUACAACACACAAAUCCCUCAGAGGUCCUCGAUCAGGGAUGAUUUUUUACAGAAAAGGUGUUCGAAAAGUCCUUAAAAAUGGCAACAAGGUUAUGUAUGACCUCGAGAAGAAGAUUAAUGAAGCUAUAUUUCCUGGUUUACAAGGAGGCCCACAUAAUCACCAAAUUGGAGCAUUGGCUGUUGCACUGAAGCAAGCUAAAACAGAAGAAUUUGUUCAGUACCAAAAGCAAGUUCUGUGUAAUGCUCAUGUAAUGGCAGAAGAAUUUAUAGCACGAGGUUACACUCUGUCCACAGGUGGCACUGAAAACCAUUUAGUUCUUUUGGAUUUACGUCCAAAUCAAUUGGAUGGUGCCUCUGUUGAAAGGAUCCUUGAAGAGAUAAAUAUUGCUGUCAAUAAAAAUACCUGCCCUGGGGACAAAUCUGCCUUGAAACCCAGUGGUAUACGUAUUGGAGCUCCUGCCCUAACGUCACGAAUGUUUAAAGAAAACGACUUCAAACAAGUUGUUGAAUUUAUGCAUCAAGGUAUUCUUCUUUGUAAAGAGAUCUAUUCCAAGUCUGGCCCAAGUUUUUCAGAGUUCAAAGCCUUUUUAGAGAAAGAUGCUGACAUUCAGAAGAAAGUGGCCAAUGUGCGUGAGCAGGUGAAACAAUUUGCAGAAAAAUUUCCAAUGCCUGGUUUGGAUGACCUGUAAAAAGGUGUACUUGCUUCCUACUUGCCAUAACAUGAUGUACAGCAAGUGCUAAUGAAGUUUGGCAGAUGGUAAUGGUGCCUCCAUGUAGCUAAUGUUUUACCAUUUGCUGUCAGUUUUCAUUAUGGUUUGGAUUAAUAUAUAUACAAUGCAUUUGCUUCUGAAAUGUUUGUUAACCUAUAAAAUAUGGAAUUUCUUUAUUGCUGUAUCCUGUACAAAGUAGUCCCUGAUUAUAUAUUUUUUAAAUAUUUUUGUUUUGAUUAUAUUUGAAUUAUUAUAAAUUUGAUUAUCUGGACCUAUAUUAACUCUACUCUUUCAAAAUACUCAAGUGAAUACAAAAAUAAAUCUAUAAGUAAAAAAAUCGGAAAAAAUAGGGAUUUUCAUAGAAAAAAAGCACCUUUUUGAUGUAAAUAA
Octopus sinensis (East Asian common octopus) is the source of this 1979-nucleotide messenger RNA. Its product is annotated as serine hydroxymethyltransferase. Gene Ontology annotation, cellular component: nucleus; cytosol; cytoplasm. Gene Ontology annotation, biological process: L-serine catabolic process; tetrahydrofolate interconversion; protein homotetramerization. Gene Ontology annotation, molecular function: serine binding; mRNA regulatory element binding translation repressor activity; cobalt ion binding. NCBI's taxonomy places the organism in Eukaryota, Metazoa, Mollusca, Cephalopoda, Octopoda, Octopodidae. The record is from RefSeq and is a predicted model, not a curated record. The transcript has 8 exons. Bases 153 to 1568 code for a protein of 471 amino acids.